AUGGACAAGCGCGACCCUCCGCGCGGCCUCGCCCAGUCCGCCUCGGAGGCCGAGCUUCGCUGGCAGCCUGCGCUCGACUUCGACACGGACGGGUGCUACAACACGCCGGCUAUCGACAGCUCGGGCAACGUCGCCGAGGGCCUCGACCACAACUACACGGGCGGCGCCGACGACUGCCGCGACGAGAGCGACCUCGACAACAACAACGUCUACGUGCGUACGCGGUGCAACAACAACUGGUGCGCGCACGUCUACGACUACUACUUUGAGAAGGACGUUGCCGUGCAGCACGUCAUCGAUGCCGGCGGCCACCGCCACGACUGGGAGCACAUCAUCGUCUUCGUGGAGGGUGGCAACACCGCACGCAUCGUGGCCGCCUCUGCGCACGGCGACUACGAUACCAAGAACGCCGACGACAGCGGCGUCCGCUGGGAUGGCGACCACCCCAAGAUUGUCUACCACAAGGAUGGCGGCAGCACCCACGCUUUCCGCUUCGCCAGCGCCGACGACGACAACAUCGAGAAUCACAAGGGCGUCUGGUUCCGCGGCGCCCUCGUCAACUGGCAGGCCCUCGCCGACGCCGGCGUCCGUGACACCCUCGUCAACCACGACUUUGGCAGCGCCUCGUUCGCCCUCAAGGACAGCAGCUUCAAGCAACAGAUUGACUACGCCCGCAACGGCGGCGCCCCGGGCUUCGAUAGCGGUUCUGAUUAA
Molecule: messenger RNA, 714 nt
Organism: Microdochium trichocladiopsis
Lineage: Eukaryota; Fungi; Ascomycota; Sordariomycetes; Xylariales; Microdochiaceae
Product: necrosis inducing protein
Exons: 1
Coding region: 1-714 (237 amino acids)
Source: RefSeq, a predicted model, not a curated record